Messenger RNA from Halichondria panicea, 2312 nucleotides. RefSeq lists its product as uncharacterized. The coding region runs from base 30 to 2201 and encodes 723 amino acids. Lineage: Eukaryota; Metazoa; Porifera; Demospongiae; Suberitida; Halichondriidae. The transcript is spliced from 7 exons. The record is from RefSeq and is a predicted model, not a curated record.
UAAGGGGUGGGUCUUGUAGAGUCUACAAGAUGGCUACAAGAUAUAGCCAGCUCAAUAUUGAUAUUGAUACUCUGAAGCAGAAGACUGGGGUAACAGAUACCCAGCUAGACCAAACAAUUGAGCAAGAAAAAUUAAUGAGCUUGGCCAGUUUACUUGGCAGCUAUGAAAAGUUUGUCCCAGGAUUUCAUCUCAAUAACACUGAUAUAGCGGAUCUGAAGGAUUGUGCCUUUAGGAAUGGCUAUCGACAGGCCAUGUAUGAAGCUCUGAAGAAAUGGGAAAACAUAAUCCUUGACUUCACUUAUCGGUCGUUGUUGGAGAUUUUGAUUAGUCUUCGUGAAGGAGUUUUGGCUGACCAAGUGUGUAGGACUUUCAUCCAGACACAAGCCAGUGAGCCCAAUAAAGAAGACACUGUGUCUUUGUCACCUGCACCAGAUAGAAUGAUAGGGCCACCAAUUCGUGACUCAGUUGAACCAAAUUUGACGACAGGCACUGCAACUGCUGACCACAUAAAAGAAUUUGAGACGAGGUUUAUGGUUCUUCAAAAGAUAGCUCUUAAAGAAAUAACUGAGAAACGAAUACCCGUGACUGAUUUCCGCCAAACACUCAUGAUAAUGCCAAGCUCUAUCAAAAAUGAAAACAAAGAUUUUAUCAAAUCAAACUAUUCCUUGUUUGAAAAAGCUAAAUCGAUUGAAAGCAUCUUUUUGGAGAUCAAUUUUUACAUAAGCUUUAUUGAUUUCAGCCUUCUUGAGCAUAUCAUAGAGCAAUUUGGUAGUGAUAGUCUGAAACAAGACAUGAGCAGCUAUGCAGAAGACAUGAGACAGUUCAGAAUGAAAACCUCUGUUAGCGAAGCACUUGACCAUCUUCCGAGAAGUUCAGAUGCUCCUGCUGGUUACUCUCGUCUAACAGUGAAAUUUGCUUUUGAUAUUCAGACAGCAACUCUUGAAGACGUAGACAAAUACAGGAAACGUUUCGCUAGUGAUUUCUCACUCUCCCAGCUAGCCCUUUCUUUGUUUGACCUCCAGGAGAGCUCACUACUGGUUACAUGGCUAGUGCCUGCCGCUGUAGGAGCAAUGAUCAGUGAUCAAGUGCAGAAGAAGAGGUCUUUUUUCUUUUUAAGCAACAAUAUUCUCAAGCUAUCACUUGAAGGAGAAUGUCUCUACCCUUUCAUGCCGAUGGUAAAGGUUAGUCAGUCAGGUACAGAGAGAUCUGGUGGUGCUAUGAUUGAAGCUGGAGCUUCGAUCACUCGUAAACCACAUCAAAGGAUAGCGGAGCGAAUCAACCUCAAACCUAAUCAUCGUGGACUGGCUAUUGUUGUACCAUUCCAUUCAUUGUUGGACCUAACGGACGUGCUCAUGAGGAAAUUGAGAUUUGAUAUUUACGAACCUCAAGAUGAACCAUCCCUAACGUCAUACAUGCAAGCUGUAGAUCUUGUGGAGCUGAAACACCAUCCCAUAAUAGUGGUGGUAUAUGGACGUGGAGUGAGUGGUAAUCUUCUACGCACUGAUAUUGGUUAUAUCGACAUCAAGGAAGAUAUUAUGGCACCACUAUUCCCUCCUAUUGCCACACACCUUGCUGACAACCUAAAGAUAUUCCUGUUUAUUGUCAUAUCCGACUCUUAUGAACGCUAUGGUCCACAUUUCGUUGAAGCAAUCUGGGAAAACUGCAUUGUUGGUUAUAUUGCAUGUGAUAAUCUCAAUGAUGUGCUGUGGGUGACAGACAUCGUACGGGACAGACUGGCACACUCUUCUCUGUCCGUGCAAGAUUUUUUGACUUCAAUUAGCAACCAGAUUCCGCCCACCGCUACCAUGACUGUGAUCGACCGUCUCAAGAAGCCAGUUUACUUGCAUCCUCGUGGAUCUGAGCUAAUGGGAACUCACAGCAGAUCACCAGAAUCAUCCGAGGAGUCCGAUACUCUGUCACAUUUAGGUGGACUAUCAAUUGCUGAACAAUCACAUCUAAGUGGACCGCAUGAGCCAGUUUACUUGCAUCCUCGUAGAUCUGAACUAAUGGAAACUCACAGCGGAUCACAAGGAUUAUCCGGGGAAUCUGGUUAUCUGUCACAUCCAAGUGGACUAUCAAUUGCUGAACAAUCAAUUGAUUUUACUGGUCUACUGGAACAACCAAUUGAGGAGGAGCUGAAAACUAAAUCCAAGGGUGCCAAAGCAAUAAAAGAGUCCCCGAAGCAGAGUCCUUUAAAUUGAUGAAGACUCACUCUUAUAGUUCUCACCUCAUAUUAUAAUUUAUAUCGUAUUAUCCGUUCCAACAAAUUCUUGUAUAAUAUACCUUUUGUAAAAUUUUUAUUGACAACAGCA